This is a messenger RNA of Closterium sp. NIES-65, 3324 nucleotides long. The record is from the annotation of a GenBank genome assembly. Lineage: Eukaryota; Viridiplantae; Streptophyta; Zygnematophyceae; Desmidiales; Closteriaceae.
AUGGGCAGAAAACCUCUUAGGGCGAUGCCGAGUCGGGGGGCAGUGGGAAUGACUAUGGCGGUGGCGGUGUGGAUGGGGCUUGCGGGCGUGCUGGCGGGGCUGGUGGCGUGGAGGGUGCAGAAGGGCUUCGACGACAAUCGCAAGGCGGAGCUCGACACCUGGUGCGCCGGUCGCGCGCGCUCGCUGCAGCAGCAGUUCAUGCUCACCGCCGACCACGUGCAGGUGCUGGCGGGGCUGGCGACGGUGUUCGGCGGCGUGAGGACCAACCCCUGGGCGGUGGGCAGCUGUCUCACGCAGCGGCGCUUCGUGCACCUCGUGGAGCGCACAGUGGCGGCACAGCCAUGGGUGCACGCCGUGGGGUACAUGGCCGUCAUCAACGGCUCUGACAGGGCGGCCUUUGAGCAGCAGGCGCAGUGCAAGCUGUUGGACAUUCUGGGCAAGCCAGCCCCGGAGGCAGACUGGUACAUGAACUCGCGCGUGUGGUUCCAGGAGAACCCGCCCAUACCGCUGCUCAAGUUGACGUCCACGUGUGUCAACGUGCGCACACACCCCUCGUACGGCCCCGGGCUCUCCCGCAUGCACCAGCUGCCCGCCAACCAGCUCAACAUGCCCUACGUGCUGGACAAUGGCGAGGCUGGCAUGGGCAUGGGCUUUCCAAUCUUCAGGGACGGCGUCACCACGUCGUCGCCGCUGGAGGAGAGGCGAGCAGCGCUGGUGGGGCUGAUAGCGGCGUCCAUCGACUUCAAGAGCCUCGCCGCCUUCAUCAUUAGCGAAGUGCUCCGCCAAGGCGCGGACUAUUCUCUGGAGGUGUAUGACGUCACCCCCACGGAUUUCCUCCCCAACUCCUCCACCCCGCUGGGCCCGCGCCUGCUGUACGGGGUGGGCGACUUGCCUCAAGGCGACCCCAUGCAAGUGGCCAAGCUCAUUCCGCCUUCCAACCAAACCAUGCUGCAGCCACACCGCCACAAGUCCGUACAGCAGAUCAACCUCACCGACACAUCAAGAUCGUACCAGCUCUGGUGCCGCUUUAGCGGCGCGGACGCGGUCGUCAGCUGGACAACCGUGCUGUUGGCGGUGGUGAUCGUGGUGGUGGCGGCGCUGCUGGCGGCUAUUGGAGUGAGUGUGGCGUGCAACACACGCGGCGUGCGGGAGAAGGUGGCGGCGCUGGCGAUGCUCAAGGAGAGAACGCAGGCGGCGGAGCGCAACAAGAGUGCCUUCAUCGCCAACACGGCGCAUGAGCUGCGCACCCCCAUCAUCGGCCUCAAGGGCAUGUUGGAGGAGCUGGCGGAGGAGGAGGUGGACGGGCGGCAGAGGGAGGACGUGGGGACGGCGGUGGGCGAGGUGGAGCGCAUCGUGGCGCUCAUCAACGUCGUGCUUGACGUCUCCAAGGCCGAGGCCGGCCGCCUCCACAUGGAGCACCUGCCCUUCCACACGCGCUCCUGGCUCAGGGACGCGCUGCACUCCCAUGCCUGCGCCGCCCACGCGCGCAACCUCAACUUCACAUGCCGUGUGGAUACGAGUGUGCCCGAGGUGCUGGAGGGGGACUACAUGCGCCUGCAGCAAGUGGUGGACAGCAUUGUUGACAACGCCAUCAAGUUCACGGCCAGUGGAAGCGUGUGUGUGCGGCUGCAGUGCCUUCCCCCCGACACCCACAUUCCCACCCACCUGCUCUCCCUCGGCUGCCUCGUCGCCGAACCCACCCGCGGCUGCUCCUCGCCCGCUGCUGCUGCUGAUGCUGCAAGUGUGGAGCAGGCAGCAGGGCCUUUCUCAUGGAGGGAGCAGGUGGAGCAGCGCGGGCUGCUGUGGGCCGUGAUGGGCAACUGGCAACCGCCGCUGCGCCAUCAGCUGUCCUCACUCAGCGCCCGCUUCUCCAUGAGCCCCUGGCGCAUCCCUCUGGGGGAAGGGGGGGGGGGAGGGGGAGGGGGAGGGGGAGGGGGAGGGGGAGGGGGAGGGGGAGGGGGAGGGGGAGGGGGAGGGGGAGGGGGAGGGGGAGGGGGAGGGGGAGGGGGAGGGGGAGGGGGAGGGGGAGGGGGAGGGGGAGGAGGGUGCGGAGCAAGGGGAGGAAGGGUGUAUUGCUGCAGAACACGAGUGCAGGGAAGAGCGGACCCAUGUGCUGCUGCCGGUGCAGGGGAUGCACGUGAGGGGGGUGCGCGUGAGGGGGAGACAAGUGGGAGGAGAGAUUGUGGGGUAGGUGGCACAUGUGAAGCAGGGAGUGUAGCAGCAGCAGGUGGCAGUGGCGGCAGGGGCACAUGGAGGGAUGCAGUGAGGAGCUGGUGGCAGGGGCCUGUUGAAGAGGAGAGCCCGGUGCUGCUGGGGGAUGCUGAGAGGCGGUGUGUGGUGCUGGUGACAUGUGAGGACACGGGGUGUGGCAUCGCAGAGGAGGAGCAGCGCGACGUGUUUCAGGCGUUCAUGCAGGCACACCAGAAAAGACACGCGCAUGGCGGCAGCGGCAUGAGCCUUCACUUGUCUCGCCAGCUGGUGUCCCUCUUAGGCGGCAGCAUGGGUCUGAUCAGCACAGAGGGCCUCGGCACCACUCUGCAUGUCGCUGUGCCCCUUGCUGCUACAGCAUCUCCUCCACCUCCUGCUACUUCCCCUGCUGCUUCCCCUGCUGCUCAUCCCACCACUUACUCUGCCCCAUCUGCUGCUGGUAGUGGUGCUGACGUGGGGGGCGAGCGCAGCCCCGUUGCGAGAGUGGGCAACAGAAGCUUGAGUGCGAGCGAGGGGCUGGGAUGUAGAAAGGCGGAGGGCACAAGCGUGGUGGAGAGGGCGGGUGAGAAGGUGGUGAGCGCCAAGGACGCUCUUAAGGAGCUGCUUCACGGCAUGGCUAUCCUGGUGGUGGACGACAAUUUGAUCAACCGGCGGGUGGCAGCGAGCACGCUGGCGCGGUACGGGGCGGAGGUGGCGCUGGCAGAGUCGGGCGAGGCGGCGCUGCGCCUGCUGCAGGCAACCCACUCCUUCCGCCUCGUGCUCAUGGACCUCCUCAUGCCCGGCCUCGAUGGUUUCCAGACCACCGCCCGCCUGCGCGCCCACGAGGCCGCCACUCAGAUGGCUCGGGAAGAACAGGGAGAACAGGGGUUGCAGCGCAUGCCAGUGGUGGUGGAGAGUGGGGCAGAGGGCGGGGACGGGGAGGGGGGAUGGCAGCCGCAGCAGCGCGUUCAUGUGGUGGCCAUGUCAGCAGAUUUGGACAGUGCUGUUGCUGCCCUUGCCACAGAGGCUGGCAUGGAUGGAGCCGUGCAGAAGCCUCUCAAUGAGAGAGUGCUGCUGCAGGUGCUCUCAACACUGUUUGUGAAGAGACGGAGGUACAGAACCCACUCGAUGUACUAA